Molecule: messenger RNA, 475 nt
Organism: Oppiella nova
Lineage: Eukaryota; Metazoa; Arthropoda; Arachnida; Sarcoptiformes; Oppiidae
Source: the annotation of a GenBank genome assembly
GAAUUUCAUUCACAUUCAACAGUUAUAUUCAAAUAACUUCUAAACUAGUAAUUAAUACUAAAACUCAAUAGAAAUGAAUACUUAUAUCGUAUUAAGUCUGCUGUUUGUGGGCCUAAACGCCUUUCCGAUGACAACCCCCGACUCAGACUCUGUGGGCGACGUCAAGGAUGUCGACCCAAACCAACCCGAAGUGAAAGAGGCCAUCAGUUUUGCAUUUAAUGUGAUCCACAGCUCCAUAGACUCCACUCAUGCCAUCGCAAUGGGAAAGGUAUUGAAGGCUCAGUCGCAAGUAGUAUCCGGUGAAAAGUUUUACAUAACCCUUGAAGUCAAUGAAACCGAUUGCGCCAAACAUGUCACUGACUUGAAGCCGUGUAAAGUUAUUAGGAGUGAAGUCUGCACUUCAGUGGUAUUGUCUCGUCAUUGGGAUCCGACCGAUAAAAAUCAAAUUCUGUCCUUCAGUUGCAACGGAAUCUGA